GCGAAAUUUCGAGUGUGCCUGGGUUUUGCGAAAUCAGGAUUUACCUAGCGGCAGCCAGAAUGGAGAGAACGUGAAUUGAGAAGAAUCUGGUAGCUACGCAAAAGCCCAAAAUGACAUGUUCGCUCUCUUCCACGGCCAUAAAUGCUUCUUCCAUUUCCAUGCCUCUCGCUCUCACUAUUCCCUCUCCAAAAACGCCUGGGGUUCUACCUGUCCGAUAUCGCUUCCUGCAAUCCGUUCCUUUGCUUCAAUUUCAUUUGUAAAAGCGACACGAGUAAUGCAAAGCAUGACAAGUCCUGAGUCCAUAUCCUACCUCACGCAGCGUGAUGCCGCGGAGAUUGAUGAGAUUCUCAUGGGCCCUCUCGGAUUUAGCGUCGAUCAGUUGAUGGAAUUGGCUGGUUUGAGUGUUGCAACUUCUAUAGCAGAGGUUUACAAGCCAAGCGAGUACAAUCGUGUUCUUGCAAUUUGCGGUCCAGGGAACAACGGAGGUGAUGGGUUGGUAGCAGCUCGCCAUCUGCAUCACUUUGGAUAUAAACCGUUUGUUUGUUAUCCAAAGCGUACAGCCAAACCUCUUUUUACUGGUCUGGUUACUCAGCUGGAAUCAUUGGCGGUCCCUUUCUUGACAGUGGGAGAUCUGCCUUCAGAGUUGUCAAAGGACUUUGAUGUUCUAGUAGAUGCAAUGUUUGGGUUCUCAUUCCAUGGUUCUCCAAGACCACCUUUUGAUGAUCUAAUCCAAAAAUUGGUUAACUUGCAUAAGUACAAUCAAACUCGCCAAAAGUCCUCGGUUAUUGUCUCUGUAGAUAUUCCAUCUGGAUGGCAUGUUGAAGAAGGUGAUGUUGCUGGUGAAGGAAUCAAACCUCACAUGUUGGUUUCUUUGACUGCUCCAAAGUUGUGUGCCAAGAAAUUUUCUGGUCCUCACCACUUUCUAGGCGGUAGGUUUGUCCCACCAUCGAUAGUGGAGAAAUAUAAGCUGCAUCUCCCACAAUAUCCUGGUGCUUCUAUGUGUGUCCAAAUUGGAAAGCCUCCACAAAUCGAUAUAUCAGCUCUAAGGGAGAACUAUAUUUCUCCUGAAUUCCUUGAGGACCAGGUGGAGGCUAAUCCCAUUGAUCAGUUUCUCAAAUGGUUUGAUGAUGCUGUGGCUGCUGGAUUGAAGGAGCCAAAUGCUAUGUGCUUGUCAACUGUUGGAAAGGAUGGAAAACCCUCAUCAAGAAUGGUAUUGUUGAAAGGAGUUGAUAAGGAUGGGUUUGUCUGGUACACCAAUUAUGAAAGUAGAAAAGCACAGCAAUUAUUGGAAAAUCCUAGAGCAUCACUUCUUUUCUACUGGGAUGGUCUUCAUCGGCAGGUAAGGGUGGAAGGAUCCGUGCAGAAAGUCUCAGAUGAGGAAUCCGAACAAUACUUCCAUAGCCGCCCUAGAGGAAGUCAGAUAGGAGCAAUUGUCAGCAAGCAGAGUACUAUAGUUCCUGGAAGGCAUGUUAUACACCAACAAUUCAAAGAAUUAGAGGAAAAGUUCUCUGAUGUAGAUUUGAUCCCAAAACCUAAAGCCUGGGGAGGAUACAAGCUUAAACCAGACCUUUUUGAGUUUUGGCAAGGACAGAAGUCUCGCUUGCAUGACAGGUUGCAAUACACUCCUCAAGAGAUCAAUGGGAAGCAAGUAUGGGGAAUUGUGCGGUUGGCUCCCUGACUAUUACUUCCGGCUUCUUCAUUGUGAAGUUCACCAAUCAUGGUGUCUCACUAUAUAUGCUGCUGUGUGCUUAUUUAUUUUAUCUGAUCAGCAGGAUGCAUGUUUAGCACUUUGUUUCUCUCUCUCUCUCUCUCUCUCUCUCUCUCUCUCUCUCUCUCACACACACA
Molecule: messenger RNA, 1845 nt
Organism: Manihot esculenta (cassava)
Lineage: Eukaryota; Viridiplantae; Streptophyta; Magnoliopsida; Malpighiales; Euphorbiaceae
Product: pyridoxine/pyridoxamine 5'-phosphate oxidase 1, chloroplastic
Exons: 14
Coding region: 116-1678 (520 amino acids)
Biological process (GO): pyridoxine biosynthetic process
Cellular component (GO): mitochondrion
Molecular function (GO): NAD(P)HX epimerase activity; FMN binding; pyridoxamine phosphate oxidase activity
Source: RefSeq, a predicted model, not a curated record